AGACUUGCUGUGCGACUCAGGAGCGGCACCUAGGAUGGGGGACAUUCUGGCUCAUGAAUCUGAACUGCUUGGACUCGUGAAGGAGUAUUUAGAUUUUGCUGAAUUUGAAGACACCCUGAAGAUAUUCUCGAAGGAAUGUAAAGUCAAAGGGAAGCCGCUGUGCAAGGCGGCGGGCGGCGCCACGAGGGACUCCCGGCCGCUGGUCAUCCAGAGGGACCUGCUGGCGGCCUUCGACAGUGGGGACCAGAAGGUGUUCUUUGACCUGUGGGCCGAGCACGUGCCCCGUGCCCUGCGAGACGGCGACGCCCUGGCCCAGAAGCUGGAGUUCUACCUCCACAUCCACUUCGCCAUCUACCUGCUCAAGCACCACGUCGGGAGGCCGGACAAAGAGGAGCUGGAUGAGAGAAUCUCCUACUUCAAAGCCUACCUGGAGAGCAGAGGGGCGGCGCUGAGCCAGACCACCGAGUUCCUCCCAUUCUAUGCGCUGCCCUUUGUCCCCAACCCGAGGGCACACCCGUCCUUCAAGGAGCUCUUCCAGGACUCCUGGACGCCAGAAUUAAAAGUGAAGUUGGAGAAGUUUCUGGCAAUGAUCUUUAAAGCCAGUAGCACGCCAAGGCUCUUAACAUUAUAUAAGGAGAAUGGACAAAGUAGCAAAGAAGCGCUGCAGCAGCUCCACCAGCAGCUGGUGGAGGCGGAGCGGAGGUCCAUGACCUACCUGAAGCGGUACAACAAGAUCCAGGCCGACUACCACAACCUCAUCGGGGUCACGGCCGAGCUGGUCGACUCGCUGGAGGCCACAGUCAGCGGCAAGAUGAUCACCCCCGAGUACCUGCAGAGCGUCUGCAUCCGUCUCUUCAGCAACCAGAUGCGGCCCAGCCUGGCACACAGCGUGGACUUCACCAGGCCCGGCACGGCUUCCACCAUGCUGAGAGCAUCCUUGGCGCCCGUGAAGCUGAAGGACGUGCCCCUGCUGCCCUCCCUGGACUACGAGAAGCUGAAGAAGGAUUUGCUCUGGGGCAGCGACCGCCUGAAAGCUUUCCUGCUGCAGGCGCUGCGCUGGCGCCUGACCACAUCCCACCCCGGGGAGCAGCGGGAGACGGUCAUGCAGGCCUACGUCAGUAACGACCUCCUGGACUGCCACAGCCACGGCCAGAGGACGGUGCUCCAGCUACUGCACUCCCCGAGCGAGGUGGUGCGCCAGUACAUGGCCCGGCUGCUCAAUGCUUUCGCCUCCCUGGCCGAAGGUCGCCUCUACCUCGCCCAGAGCCCGACGGUGCUACGGAUGCUGGAGGAAAGGCUGAAGGAGGAGGACAAGGACCUCAUUACCCGGGAGAAUGUUCUGGGCGCCUUGCAGAAGUUCAGUCUCAGGCGCCCGCUGCAGACGGCCAUGAUCCAGGACGGCCUCAUCUUCUGGCUGGUGGAGCUGCUGCGGGAGCCCGACUGCCUGUCGGACUACACGCUGGAGUACGCCGUGGCCCUGCUCAUGAACCUCUGUCUCCGCAGCGCAGGGAAGAGCGUGUGCGCCAAGGCGGCCGGCCUCGUGCUGAAAGUUCUCUCGGAUCUGCUGGGCCACGAAAACCACGAGAUCCAACCCUACGUGAACGGAGCCCUGUACAGCGUCCUCUCUGUCCCGUCCAUCCGCGAGGAGGCCCGGGCCAUGGGCAUGGAGGACAUCCUGCGUUGCUUCAUCAAGGAGGGCAGCCCGGAGAUGGUGCGCCAGAUGGAGUUCAUCCUCAGGCAGCUCGGCUCAGAAGAGCCCCUGGACGGUGACGUUGAAUCUGAUGAUGAAGAAGACGAAGAUGAGGAAGAGGAUCAUGACACCAUGGAAGCCGACCUGGACAAGGACGAGCUGAUCCAGCCCCAGCUGGGGGAGCUGGCGGGGGAGAAGCUGCUGACCACCGAGUACCUGGGCAUCAUGACCAACACAGGCAAGGCGAGGCAGAAGGGGCCACCCGGCGGGCGGUGGAGCCGGGACGAGCCCCUGCGCCGGCCCGUGACCCCCGGCGGACACAGGACCGGGGCCCCCGUGUAA
Sorex fumeus (smoky shrew) is the source of this 2032-nucleotide messenger RNA. RefSeq names its product armadillo repeat containing 9 (gene ARMC9). The record is from RefSeq and is a predicted model, not a curated record. The coding region runs from base 35 to 2032 and encodes 665 amino acids. Gene Ontology annotation, biological process: cilium assembly. The transcript has 20 exons. Gene Ontology annotation, cellular component: ciliary tip; ciliary basal body; centriole. Lineage: Eukaryota; Metazoa; Chordata; Mammalia; Eulipotyphla; Soricidae. Gene Ontology annotation, molecular function: protein binding.